Molecule: messenger RNA, 2556 nt
Organism: Rotaria sp. Silwood2
Lineage: Eukaryota; Metazoa; Rotifera; Eurotatoria; Philodinida; Philodinidae
Source: the annotation of a GenBank genome assembly
AUGAAAUUACAACAUACAAUGGAUUCGAUACGGCUGCUGGCAGCCGCUUGUCUUAUAUCAUCGAUUACGAUAACAUUUUUAACAGAUACUGUCAAAGGUUCCAAUGAAAAGAGCGAAGAUUGGUCAAAUGCAUAUACCCAACAUCUUUAUUCAGACUUAACAGGAACAAUACGGGAAUUAAGAUCGAUUAAUCAUAAUGAUGAUACGGAUACACGUUUUCAACCUCCACUUGAUACUAAUAAUAAAAAAGGACAACCAACAGCUGAAGGUUUACUGAUAGCAAAUAAUGAAAUAAUUGCUCCUACUAUAUCUAUUUCAAUCGGUAAAGAAACAUCAAAUGAACGUCAUAAACGUGACGCAGGGAUGGAUAAUUCAUCGACACCCGCGAUUUCAUUACAACCUGCUACUACUGACAAAGGAUUCCCUCAAUUAUCAAAUAAUGGUAUCGAUGAUGAACCCAAUGUGAGUGAUACAGGCUCAAAUUCAUGGGUUCCUGUACUAGCUUUUUCAUCUAUUGUUGAUGCUAGUGGUGCAUCCGAAUUUGACACUACUUCAGGAACAGAAGCAACAGGUUAUACAGAGGCUGCCACUACCACUAUUCAACUGACCACAAUCAAUCAUAACACCUAUCCCACAUCAGAACCAUUGCGGACUACCACAGAAACAACAUUCCAGACAAUGUCAACACAAGAAAUCACUUUCACCGAAAUUGUAACAGCAAUCACAUCAUCGACUAUGAUACAAAAUGUAACUGACAGUACUGUUGCAGCAACAAGUGCAGGAACUCCAACGGACACCAUCACAGCACCUGAAACGCUAACAGAUUCAACUACUGAAUCACAAACCGUGACCGUAACCGAAGGUCCUACUGCUCAAGCUUCUUCUACGAAAUCCAUUGCUGCCACUGCAACUGAAACAGAAAACAUGAUAACAUCUGAAAUGGUAACUGAACCGAGUACAGAAUCGCUCACCGUCACUGUUACCGAACCACCAACUGGUCAAUCUUCUUCGACAGCAACAGUCCCGGCAACUGAAACCGAAAGGAUAAUAACAUCGGAAAUCGGAACUGAAUACAGCACUGAAUCGCUAACCGCCACAGUAACCGAAGGACCUACUGCCCAAGCGUCUUCGACAGAAACUAUUCCAGUAAUCGACACUGAAAGUAUGAUAACAUCGGAAAUGGCAACUGAAUCCAGUACUGAAUCGGUAAUCGUCACUGUAACCGAAAGACCUACCGGUGAAGCGUCUUCUACAGAAACAAUUCCCGCAACUGAAACUGAAAGUAUGAUGACAUCGGCAAUGGGAACUGAAUCCAGUACUGAAUCGCUAACCGUCACUGUUACGGAAGGACCUACUACGCAAGCGUCUUCUACCGAAACAAUGCCUGGAACUGAAAGUGUUACAAUGAUGACAUCGGAAUUCCUAACUGAAUCGAGUACAGAAUCGGUAACAGGCACUGCAACCGAAGGACCUACUGCUCAAGCGUCUUCCACAGAAACAAUGCCUGCAACUGAAACCGAAACAAUGAUGACAUCAGAAAUAUUAACUCAAUCGAGUACAGAAUCGGUAACGGGCAAUGCAACCGACGGACCUACUGCUCAAGCGUCUUCCACAGAAACAAUGCCUGCAACUGAAACCGAAACCAUGAUGACAUCAGAAAUCUUAACUGAAUCGAGUACAGAAUCGGUAACGGGUACUGCAUCCGAAGGACCUACUGCUCAAGCGUCUUCCACAGAAACAAUGCCUGCAACUGAAACCGAAACAAUGAUGACAUCAGAAAUGUUAACUGAAUCGAGUACAGAAUCGGUAACGGGCACUGCAACCGAAGGACCUACUGCUCAAGCGUCUUCCACAGAAACAAUGCCUGCAACUGAAACCGAAACAAUGAUGACAUCAGAAAUAUUAACUCAAUCGAGUACAGAAUCGGUAACGGGCACUGCAACCGACGGACCUACUGCUCAAGCUAAUCGUGACCAUACAACUAAUAAUAUUUUUGAAUUACUGUCACAUUUUUUAAAAGAAAUUCAUUUACAAAUUAAUGAAAAAUUUAUACCAAAUUAUUUUAAUCAUGAAAUAAAUCUCUAUGAAACAAAUGAAAAUAAUAAUCAAUGGUUUGAUUAUAUAAAUAAAUGUUUAAAUAAUCAUACAUAUAUACCAACAUCAUUAUUAACAAUAUCAAAUCGUCCAAUAAUUGUUGAAUUUUUAUUUCAUUUUAUUGAUCAAUUAUAUCAAACAUUUCAUAUAAAACGUUCACAAUUUCAUUUAAAUGAAAAUGUUCUUAUUGAUUUACAUAAACAAUUAUGUGAAAAAUUAUCAAAUGAUACAAAUAAUAAUAGUACAUCAUUACAAAAAUUUAUUAAUCAUUUAUUAAAUAAUCAACAAAUUCUUGAACAUAUACAAAUGAAUUUAACAUAUGAUUUUGAAACAAAUGCUGAAUUAGUGCAUACAUGUUUAAAUCAAGUUCGAAAAGCAGAUUCAUCAUUAAUAUUUCAUUAUACAUGGACUAUAUAUAUACAAUAUUUACAUACAUAUUACAAUGUAUUAUGGAAUAUUUAA